Lates calcarifer (barramundi perch) is the source of this 1700-nucleotide messenger RNA. Its product is annotated as interleukin-10 receptor subunit beta. Gene Ontology annotation, molecular function: protein binding. The transcript is spliced from 7 exons. NCBI's taxonomy places the organism in Eukaryota, Metazoa, Chordata, Actinopteri, Centropomidae. Bases 119 to 1126 code for a protein of 335 amino acids. The record is from RefSeq and is a predicted model, not a curated record.
UCCCCGCCUCCUGUUACUGAAAGCUACCAGGAAGUACACAGUUGGUAAAUGAAACAGACUGUCACACACUCACCUGGACUAGAGUAUAAACUGACAGCAGAGCGUUUCAUCAGAGAACAUGCCAGCAACACUUCAGGCCUUUAUCCUGACCUUUUCAACACUAUGCGGAUCAACAGUGGUAUCAGGAAUCCUCAGCAGUCCCACAAAUGUUCGCUUGACCUCCUACAACAUGAAUCUGGUGCUGACAUGGAAUCCACCCAAAGGGGCAGCCAGUGGCCUGAUCUACACAACUGAGUAUAAUACUUCAGUCAUACCCUACAGAGUAGGCUGUGUGAACAUCUCCACCCUCAACUGUGACUUCACUCGCCUCAACACUUCCAUGCGUCCAGCCAUCAUUGAGUAUGGAAAGUACUUUGGCAGAGUGCGGGCGCAGUUGGGGUCAGAGAGUUCUGCCUGGGUGGAAAGUAACACCAUUACCAUGGACAAAGAUACCAUCAUUGGUUCACCCAAUGUCUCUCUCUUCUCCAAUGGGGCUACUAUCGAAGUCAGCAUUAAAGAUCCAGUCUUUGCAGUCUCAACGCUCAGGAAUGUAUACAGCUUUGCCACUUACAACAUCACCUACUGGAAGAACAGCCAGAGGGAAAAGACCAGACACAUCAGCAAUAUACAGCAAAACCGGGUGGUUCUGAAUGACCUGGACCCAUGGACCGAGUAUUGCAUACAAGUCCAAAUCAACACAGAGAGAAAUCCCAAACCCAGCAAGCUCAGUGGCAUUGUCUGUGAGAGUACCACCAAUGAGGAAGCAGCUCCUUGGGUUGCAGCAAUAGUGACAUUUGUCUUCAUGGCAAUGGCAGUGGCUCUGGUGGUGGUCGCGGUUGUGUAUCGGGAAAGGAUAUCUAACUUUCUUUGUCCAAAAGAUGCACUGCCUCAGCACUUUAAAGAGUACCUGCUGGCACACCCCAACUCCACCAUCUACAUGGACAUGCGGAACUCCCACCCACCAGAGGAGAUAUACCACCAAAUCAGUAUCAUUGCAGAUGACAGAAGUGUGGAGGGAGAGGUUCCUCUGGAGGUAGCAAGGACUGCUUGCAGCAAACAGUGUGAUGUCACAGUGGAGGAGAGAUAGGAGGAAAUUAUCAGCUGGGAUGUAGAAGAGUGAAGAGUUGUAAUGCAACAAAUAUAUUCCUCAAAUAUAUAAGUCUUACUGUGAAGUGAUUAUAUGACAGUCACAGAGAUGUGUAGGUACAGGACUGAUAGCUCAUCCAGGUGAUGUUAUUUCUGUGCUGUUCAGUCCUAUGGUUGCUCGCAGUAUUACCACACACUGUACAUAACUGAAGGAGUAUGGCAUGCCCCAUUGGAGCUGCCCACACUAAAGUAUUUAUGCUACAAAGGUGCAACAAGAUGCCCAUCAACCAUUCUUAAUGUACAAUUCUGCAUUUCCAAAAUAUGGACUUAAAACUACCAUUCACUGGGCACACGAUUUGAAGCAUACAUAGUUUCAAUGGCCUCAUUGUGGCAAUAUGGUUUGUAUAUUGUAUUCAUGAUGAAAAUAAAUUCAGAAUUCAGUGUUGAUUGCUUGGUGAAAUUAGAACUGAAAGUAUGUUUGUGAAGGUCUCAGCAACAAGCAAACAUAAAUCCAGCUCAAACAUUUAUACAUGAAUGUUGUACUCGGGUGAACUUAAAUAAAGUAAUUAUUUGAA